AUGGCUGUUGAGGCUCGUCGUAUUAACCUUUUCCCUCCGCAACUCAUACCCAACCGAGAAAUAUUGACCAACCCAAUAGACGCAAGCAUCAUCCACAUGUACAAUACCCAAACAAUCAAUCACUCCAUGCUGCCUCUCUCCGCCGUCACCAUCACCGCCUCGGAUACUCUCUUCUCGGCGGCGCCACCGUUUCCGUACAAUCCCCUCCCUAACAAAACCGCCACCUUGAAAUCCGACAACAGUACUCUCUCCUACAACAACAACGACAACGUCGUUUCGGUUCCCAGGAAGCGAUCCCGAGACUCAAUCAGCAGCUGCCAUUUCCCUUGGUAUCACAAGAACAACACCGACACUUUCUCCUUCCUCGGCGAAGACAUUUCUCUCCACAUCCACCGCCAACAACUCGAUCUCGACAACCUCAUUUCUCACCACAUGGAGAAGGUGAGGGUGGAAUUGGAGGAGAAGAGGAAGAGGCAAGCGAGAAGGUUAAUGGAAGCAAUUGAGGUGGGGAUGAUGAAGAGGCUAAAGGCAAAGGAGGAAGAGAUUUUGAAGAUAGAGAAACUGAACUAUGCAUUGGAAGAGAAAGUCAAGUCUUUGUGCAUUGAAAACCAGAUAUGGCGAGACCUGGCACAAACAAACGAGGCCACAGCCAAUGCCCUCCGAACCAACCUAGAGCAUGUGCUCUCGCAGGUCGGUGCAGACGGCGGAGAGGGUGCCGGGGUUCCGCCGGCAGAGGAGGAGGACGCGGAGUCGUGCUGCGGAAGCAACGAGGAAGGAUGGCGCACGGUAGCGACGGGGGCGCAGGACAAGGAAGGGGAAGGAACAGGCGGAGUAAUGAAUAAUAGUAACGGUGGUGACGAGAGAAGAUUGUGUAGGAAGUGUGGGAAAGAGGAAUCGUGCGUGCUAAUCUUGCCCUGCCGGCACCUCUGCCUCUGCACUGUUUGUGGGUCUACACUGCACAUUUGUCCUGUGUGUAAAUCCUUCAAAAAUGCCAGUGUCCAUGUUAACAUGACUUAA
This is a messenger RNA of Abrus precatorius (Indian licorice), 1017 nucleotides long. Its product is annotated as probable BOI-related E3 ubiquitin-protein ligase 3. The transcript is spliced from 3 exons. Bases 1 to 1017 code for a protein of 338 amino acids. NCBI's taxonomy places the organism in Eukaryota, Viridiplantae, Streptophyta, Magnoliopsida, Fabales, Fabaceae. Gene Ontology annotation, molecular function: ubiquitin-protein transferase activity. The record is from RefSeq and is a predicted model, not a curated record. Gene Ontology annotation, biological process: regulation of programmed cell death.